Messenger RNA from Chaetomium globosum CBS 148.51, 1068 nucleotides. Its product is annotated as guanine nucleotide-binding protein alpha-2 subunit. The coding region runs from base 1 to 1068 and encodes 355 amino acids. Gene Ontology annotation, molecular function: G protein-coupled receptor binding; G-protein beta/gamma-subunit complex binding; GTPase activity. The record is from RefSeq and is a predicted model, not a curated record. Gene Ontology annotation, cellular component: heterotrimeric G-protein complex. The transcript has 5 exons. Lineage: Eukaryota; Fungi; Ascomycota; Sordariomycetes; Sordariales; Chaetomiaceae. Gene Ontology annotation, biological process: G protein-coupled receptor signaling pathway.
AUGUGUUUCGGGGGUCGCGAAAAGACCGAUGAGUCGGGCGCCGCUCGCUCGCGCGAGCUUGAUAAGAUCAUUCGCGCCGACGAGAAGCGCAUGUCCAAAGAAGUGAAGCUUCUGCUUCUAGGAGCCGGAGAGUCCGGAAAGUCGACAGUCCUUAAACAGAUGAAGCUCAUCUAUGCUCAAGGCUUCAGCAAGACCGAGAAAAUGGAGUGGAAGCCCGUGGUGUUCACAAAUAUCCUCCAGUCGUUCCGCCUAAUUUUCGAUGCGAUGAAUGACGCGGGUAUUACGUUCGAGAACCCAGAGAACGAGAAAAACAUGGCCCAAAUGAUGGUGGACUACGAGAUGACGGCGCACGAGCCUUUACCAGAGGAGUACCUGGAACCUGUCAAGAAGCUCUGGGUGGACGCGGGCAUCAAGAAAGCCAUGGAGAAGGGCAACGAGUAUGCGCUGCACGAUAACCUGGAUUACUUCUGUGAUGAUGUGGAGCGUAUCUGGGAUAAGAACUACGUCCCUACAGACCAGGACCUACUGCGAUCGAGGUUAAGAACAACCGGCAUCACCGAGACCGUCUUCGACCUGGGGCAGCUCACAUACCGGAUGUUCGAUGUCGGAGGCCAACGGUCAGAACGGAAAAAGUGGAUCCACUGCUUCGAGAACGUCAACUCCCUGAUGUUCCUCGUGGCCAUCUCGGGGUACGAUCAGUGUUUGGUUGAAGAUAAGGAUGGCAACCAAAUGAACGAGGCCUUAAUGCUGUGGGAAUCCAUCGCCAACUCCCACUGGUUCGCCAAAUCGGCGCUCAUCCUUUUCCUCAACAAGAUGGACCUCUUCAAAGAGAAGCUCGUUAAGAGCCCCAUAACAGACCACGGUUUCACCGACUACCACGGGCCGCCGAACGACUGGGACCAGGCCAGCCAGUACUUUAUGGACAAGUUCAGGGCACUGAACCGAAACCCGGACAAGGAGAUUUAUGGUCACUUCACGAAUGCCACCGACACCAACCUUUUGAAGAUCACGAUGAGUUCCGUGCAGGACAUGAUCAUCCAGCGGAACCUGAAGCAGCUCAUUCUGUAA